Fusarium pseudograminearum CS3096 is the source of this 450-nucleotide messenger RNA. RefSeq lists its product as uncharacterized. Lineage: Eukaryota; Fungi; Ascomycota; Sordariomycetes; Hypocreales; Nectriaceae. The transcript has a single exon. The record is from RefSeq and is a predicted model, not a curated record. The coding region runs from base 1 to 450 and encodes 149 amino acids.
AUGGCACCGUUAAAAGAUCUAGGCCUAGGCCAAGUCCUCGCCCGAGCCCUCUCCUCAUCAACACUCUCACAGCCACCAACUCUCGUCUCCCGCCAAACCGUCGAAACCGUCACCGUCACUGUGACAAACGAUGGGAACAACAACCCAAACCUAAGCGCCGGCGCAAUCGCGGGCAUCGUCAUUGGUUCCGUCUUUGGGGUUCUCCUCCUUCUCUGGAUCGUUCGCUCGUGCCUCAAUCUGGGUGCGCCGCCGCAAGAGAGGGAGAAGUGGUAUCACUAUAAGGAGGAGCCUCGGCACCAUCAUCACCGCUCGCGAAGCACACGGUCCCAUCGGUCGAGCAUUUCUGCGCCGCCGCCUCUUGUUGUUAGGGAAUCGAGAUCGCGAAGUCAUCGAAGAGGAAGGUCUCCUGGGCAUCAUGGUCGGGAUCGCAGCACACGGUAUUAUGUCUAG